AUGGCUAUAGCUGUCUCACGAGAAAUAGGAUAUGAGCAUCCCUGCUUAGCACAGCAGCACAACAGCUGGGUCGCAGCACAAAUGACCCCUCUUCGACUUCAAGCGGUCGAUUUGGUGACGAUCUGGUCCAGCUCUGAACUCGAAGCGGCGCGGUUCUCCGCGAAUCCAUUUUUAUUCGCGUCGCGCCCUGGUGCUUGUUGGUCGUCGUUUGCAUCUGUGUGGCUGCAGUUCGUCGCUUGUUUGUGUUUUGGAAUCUGA
Necator americanus (New World hookworm) is the source of this 258-nucleotide messenger RNA. RefSeq lists its product as uncharacterized. The transcript is spliced from 3 exons. The coding region runs from base 1 to 258 and encodes 85 amino acids. Lineage: Eukaryota; Metazoa; Nematoda; Chromadorea; Rhabditida; Ancylostomatidae. The record is from RefSeq and is a predicted model, not a curated record.